Messenger RNA from Myodes glareolus (Bank vole), 778 nucleotides. It is a transcript of the gene Ccdc200, whose product is annotated as coiled-coil domain containing 200. NCBI's taxonomy places the organism in Eukaryota, Metazoa, Chordata, Mammalia, Rodentia, Cricetidae. The record is from RefSeq and is a predicted model, not a curated record.
CUAACAGGCAGUGUGGCUAGGGUGGGAGGCAACAGAGGAGUCUGAGGGCAGUGGCAUCCUCUUGGGCGGCUCUUCCCGUCCUCACACCCUGCCGAGCUUUUUCUAUCAUCACAGCAUCAUGGGUAGUGCCUACCACUGGGAGGCUCGGCGUCGGCAGAUGGCUUUGGAACGGAGGAAGGCGCUGAUAGCGCAACAGCAGCAAGAGCAGGAAGUAAAAACACAGGAAGAGAAGAAACAGCGUCCCGAGAAGACAUCUCACCCACAGCAAGAUUCAAAAGGGCCUCUUCCGCCACCAGCAAAGCCACAGCCUCCGCCUGCACAGCCACAGGAGCAGACAGAACCCCAGCCACCACCUGGACCAAAGCCACCAAAGGAGCAAGACCCUCCCACACAGAGCACUGCCAAGGACACUCUCCAGAAGGACGCCCAAAGACAAGAACCCCAGCCUAGACCAGCCGGGGCCCAACAAGAUAGGCAGCAAGCCUGUAUGCGUGGACCCCCAAUCCUCCCAGGUCGUGGUCUCCCGAAUGCAUGCCAGGCUAGCUCUCCUAAAUAUUCCCGACUCACGUCGACUAAUUACAUCCAGCAGUGGUGAUCCAGAGACGGACUCCAGGACCUGACAGUACCGCAGAGCAAAAACAAAAGCAAUCAAAAAACAAUCAAAAAAACAAAAACAAAAACAAAAACAAAAAAACAAACCAACAAAAAACAAACAAACAAACAAAAAAAUUAACAACAGAAACCAGACAGCAACCCACACUUUCUUUCCACCCUGCAA